UUCCUUACAGUUUAACAAAACAAUGGUAGUCAAGGAUUCUUCAAAACUGGCCAUAAAUGUUUCAGCUGUUGUAAAAGAAAUUGAGCACUUUGAAAACUUAUUGUUGCUGUUAUCCUUCCCGGAAGAACUCAACACUACAUUACCUGGCAACAUGGAAAAAGCUUACAAUAAAAUGAUAAAAGCACUGUCAAAAAAGCUGAAAGAAAUGCAAAACAUCUUGAGUGCAAAUGGACCUUUCCCAGGAUAUGAUCUUAUUGAUGAUAUUUUGAACUUAGGGUACAGUUCCCUUCCAUUUUCAAUCAAGCAAAGUCUAUUUUUACAAUCUAGCUCUCUAAAGAGAACUCAGAUUGUUUUAGAAUUUCUUGUUUCCCAGAUUCAAGCAAUUGAUGACGUUUCUAAUAUCCUGGAUUAUAUAGAGGCAUCUGCAAAAUUAUUCAAGUGGUUCCAGUUAAUAGAAAGAUCUCCAGAAGUGACGGAUGUUGUUUUAAGCUUGCUACUUGAUGUUCUUAAAGACCCACAAAAGCUUAAAAUGUUGCAAAACAUAGAAACUGUGGAUAGCAUUUGUCAGAAUACAACAAGUUUCCAGAUUUUGGUUCCAACAUCAAUCUUAAAUAAAGGAACUAAUAUCACUGCCUUACAAGUAAUAUUCUGUGACCUAAUGUUGGAUGUUAGGAAUGAAACCAAAUUAACUUAUUUGUUUGAAAUGUUGGAAGGUCUGCCUCAGCUUAUAAAACAGUUUCAAGAUGCUGAAAAUAUUAAACCUGAUACUUUUUUGCCUGGCAAGUUUUAUAUUGAAGUAGUACAAACCAGCAUGCAACUUCAAAAAGUAUUGACAUCACUUAUUCAUCAAGACAUUUCUUCCAAGUUUGACAUGUCCCUUUUAAACAGAAUUAAAACUGAAUAUCUACAAACCUUACAAUUGUUUACUUUACAAUGGGAUCAUAUCAGUGGUGACUAUGACGUAGAAAGUAUUCUGAACAUUCUUAUUCAAAUAAAUGAAAGCAUGAAUUUUAUUCCUGAAAACUUAUUGUCAUCUGCAACCAAUUUUUCAAAAGAACUAGACAUUAACACUCUGAUGCAAUACUAUACUGUCAAAUUUGUUAAUAUUCAUCUGAAGAAAAUUAAAGGAACAGACACAUUGAUCCUUCUGGACUAUCUCAAGUCAAAUGAGUUGGAAAAACUAUUUGGUUUCGUAGAAAUGGCACCUGAUUUCUUCAAAAUCUUUUUACACGGAAUGUAUCGUUUGAUUCAACGUCCAGAUGAAGUACAACAUAUACUACCACAUAUCACUUGGGAUAAACUUUGUGCUAAUAUGUCUAUAUUUGAACAUAUAUUUGACACCGAAUAUCUACGGAUGAACACCACACAUAUACAUAGCAUCGUGUGUAACAAGGUUCUGUCAGAGACCAAUUUUACCAUUUUGGAACAGGAUUUAAGCCAGAACGUUGAAGGCUUUAGUACCUACAUUUAUAACAUGUAUGUUCUCCUGACAACUGAUCCAGAAAAUAUUCAUAGAACUGUCAGUUACUUUGAAAUUGUUAAAGAAAUGUUCCAGUUCCAAAAUUUAAUGGAUUCUUUAACAAAAAAUCCCCCACAAUUCUUCAUAAGUUCAAACAACAACUGGUUGGAUUCCAAAGCUUAUGGAAAUACAUUUGAAAUAUUACAAAAAAAGCUAAAAGAACUUGAACAAGAGUUAAUGGUAUCAAGUACUAAACUGGAGAUAAAUAUAAUGAAAAUUAUUGAAAUGAUUGGUGACAUGACUGGAUUAGAAAUGCAAAAUACCAAUAUUCUUGUGGAACAAAAAUUCAUUGAGUUUAUCAAUGCAAAUCUAGAAGUUAUUUCUGCAUCUGGUUCAUUCAAUAUGUUUGAGUAUAUAAAUUCUACAGAACUCAGGAAGCUUCUUGGGCAGGUUGAAAUUACACCAGAAAUUUCUUCAUUGUUUGCUGCAACUGCUUUAGACAUGUUUAUAAAUCCUGAGAGGUUUCUACCAUUUAUUGAAGAUGAGACUCUAUGGGAAAAGAUGUGUUACAAUAUGACUCUUUUCCAAAAACUGUUCCCAUACUUUAAAGAUAAAAGCACUAUACAAACAGCAUGUGACCUGAUAGGACCAGUUAACUUUGAAAACCUCUUACAAGAAUUAGAGGAGACACUUCCUGGUUUCAGCAGUCUUUGGGAAAUGUUUAAACUUUUUGAAAAUGGUACAUUGAGUGAAAAACUUUCAGUAAACUACACAGCAUAUGAGAUGUCUAGAAAGAAACUGGAAUCAUUAAUUGGUUAUUUGGUGAUGCAGCCUCCAAAAUUCAUAUGGAAUGAUAACACAAAUUUGACAUUGGAUUCCUUUAACAAAUAUUUUAUCAACAUAACAGGAGAAGACUUACUUGCGAAACUUGCCAAUCCUCAGGUAAUGGGUAGUUAUGUAAUGCAAUUCUUUGCUAUACUGAGUAAAUCAAUGGGACUUCCAUCACAAAUGGACAUGCAAGUCUAUAUAGAACAGAAGGUUAUGGAAUUUUUAAUUGCCAAUCUAAAUCCUAUUGUAGAAACAAAUACAUUCAACGUGUCUCAAUACAUACAAUCAGUAGAAUUAAAGAAUCUUUUUGUAUUGGUUCAAAUUUCACCAGAUACUGCAUCAGCAUUGUUUGAGUCUGGUCUGAACAUACUUAUCAACCCGCAAAGACUUCUACCAUUUAUUCAUGAUGAAACUUUAUGGGAAAAUAUAUGUUACAAUUCAACUGUUUUCAAAAACCUAUUCCCAUACUUUAAAGAUAACAGCAGUAUACAAUCUGCAUGUCAAGUGAUAACAGCAAUUGAUUUUAAAAAACUCUUACAACAAGUAAAUGAAACAAUUCCUGGUUUCAGCAGUCUUUUGGAAAUGUAUAUGCAGCUAGCAACUUACUCAUAUGGUCAACAGCUAUCAGUAAACUACACAACAUAUGCAAAUACUCAAGUGAAAUUACAGGUUUUGAUUUCUGAAUUGGUCAUGAAUCCUCCCAAAUUUGUAUGGGGAGUUAAUCAUAACUUCUCAAUAGAUUUAUUUACUGAAAUGCUCACCAACAACACACAGGAUUUACUGCAAAAACUUGCCAAUCCUCAGAUAAUCAAUGGUUAUGUAAUGCAAUUCUUGGCUACAUUGAAUAUAACAGGAAUUCCAGAUCAAAAUAUGAAAGUCUAUAUAGAACAGAAGGUUUUGGAAUUUUUAAUUCCCAAUCUAAAACGUAUUGUAGGAUUAGAUACAUUCAAUAUGUAUCAAUACAUACAGUUUCCAGAAUUAAGGAAAUUGCUUGGACUGGUAGAAAUUACACCUGAAGUUGCUUCAAAAUUGGUUGCAUCUGCUAUAGACAUAUUUACCAAUCCAGAAAGAAUUCUACCAUUUAUUGAAGAUGAAACUUUAUGGGUAAAGAUAUGUGAGAAUGCAACUCUUUUCCAAAAGUUGUUCCCAUCCAUCAAUGAUCCAAGGAAUAUACAAUCUGCAUGUCAAAUGAUAGCAGCAACUGAUUAUGCAAAACUCUUACAACAAGUAAAUAAAACACUUCCUGGCUUCAGCAGUCUUAUGGAAAUGUAUAUGCAGCUAGCAAAUUACUCAUAUGGCCAACAGAUACCAGUGGACUACACAGCAUAUGCAAAUUCUCAAAUGGAAUUACAGGUUUUGAUUUCUGAAUUGGUCAUGAAACCUCCCAAAUUUGUAUUGGGAGUUAAUAGUAACAUCUCAAUAGAUUUAUUUACUGAAAUGCUCACCAACAUCACAGAAAAAGAUUUACUGCAGAAAGUUGCCAAUCCCCAGUUGAUAAAUGCUUAUGUGAUGCUGUUCUUUGCUACUUUGAGUAAAUCAACAGUACUUCCAAUUCAAAAUAUGCAAAUCUAUGCACAGAAGAAGAUUUGGGACUUUGCAAAUGCCAAUCUGAAACAUAUUACAGCAUCAGAUACUUUCAACAUGUUUGAAUAUAUUAAGUCUUCAGGAUUACAGAAUUUUUUUGAAAUUAAACCAGAUAUGGCUCCACAGUUAAUUACUGCUACUUUAGAGCUGUUUGCCAGUCCAGAAAGACUCUUACCACUUAUGCAAGAUGAAACACUAUGGAAGAAGAUGUGCUAUAAUACAACUAUAUUCCAAAAUAUCUUCCCAUCAUUUAAAGAUAAAGUUUCUAUAAAACAUUUAUGUUCUCUGAUAACAAGUGUUGAUUUAGAAAAGCUCUUACUACAAAUAAAUCAAACACUACCUGGUUUCAGCAAUAUUAUGGAAUUGAUGAACUUUUUGAAAAAUUAUGAAAAGAAUUCUACAAUUCCAGUAGACUACCUGGGACGUGCAGCAUCUGAAAUUCAGUUUCAGAAAUUACUUGCACAACUGAUUGAGUAUCCUCCGAAAUUUACAUGGGGUGUCAGUGAAGAUGUUUUUGAGGAUGCAUUUAAAAGAUUUGAUGAAAAGUCCAUAAUCGAAUAUUUUACCAAAGCUGGAAUAAAGUACCUGAACCUUUCCCAACAAAUCGAUAUUUCCAAACUGCCAUCACAUUUAAGAAACAUGGUUCAAAGAGAGAGAGUAAAGGAUUAUAUUAUGUUCAAUCUCCUUGACUUCAUCACCCAGAAUAUACGGGCAUUAGAGGCAGAUCAAUACAAUUUAAAGAAAUAUCUCAACUCAUCACCAGAAUUAUCAGUAUUCUUGACUCUGGUUGAUAACUCUGAUACAGUAAUUGAGUUAAUUUCAUCAACUCUCAAAUCCAUAAUAACCAAUCCACUCAAGGUGUUACCUUUACUAGAUGAAGACAACUGGGAAAAGAUUUGCAUAAAUAAAACUGUUUUCAGGGUCAUGUUUGAUAUCUCCCACAAAAUGUCAGAUGCAGAUUUGUCCAGCCUUCAAACUGCUGCUUGUUCUGAAAUUUUCCAAAAUGUCAGUAUGAAAACCUUGAUGGCUGAACUCAAUAAAACCAUUCCUGGAUGGUCCAAUUUAGUAGCAAAGAUGAGUAUACAAUUUGAUGAUCCUAAUUUGAAAGUGGAUGUGGGUUCAGCCCAGAAGACCAUACUUUUUUACAUAGAAUGGACUUCAAACAUUGAAGAUGUUUUUAAGAAAUUCAAGACAGGUUUUAAUGAGUCUGGUUUAUCAACCUUGCCAUCAAUAUUUGAACGCAUUGCUAAAGAAUGGAAGGAACUUGAAGAAGAUGCUGAUAAGAUUAGUUUAUCAUCUAUAUUUCAACUGAUGAAAUUAUUAAACAGCUAUGUUGUAUUAACCCCAAACACCACACAAGGAAAGCAAUUACGCAUGAUAAGCAGAAAUUUGGUUAGUGUACAGUACCUACUUCGGUUUAUGAACAUACAUCUUAAAAAUAUAUCAGAAAGCAGGAAUUUUAAUGAAACAAGCUUAGCUCAAUCUCAUCAAGUACUAAAGUUGAUUGGUCAAUCAGGAAUGUCUCCAGAUUCUUUUGCAAUCAUUCUUAACACAACUUUGCAAAUAUUCAAAGAUCCAGUGAGGAUUUUCCAUUUGAUUGAAGAAGACAGCUGGACAAAUAUAUGCAACUUCACAAAUACAGAUGCAUUUAGGAAAAUGUUUGCCGUUGAUUGGAGCCAAAGCAUCUCUGAACAGCAGAAGAAAUUUUGUCAGGAAGUUAUUUUGCAAGUUGAUAUGGAUACUCUACAAAAAGACCUACUUUCUUUAGAAGGGUUUAAAGAAUUCUACCUUUCUAUAACUGACAAAUCUGAAGGUUCAAUGUUAGACCUGUCUUUAUUAAUGUCUGAGGCUAUGAAAAUGCAAAUGGUGAUGAUGGAAUUAAGUUCAAAACCUUUGACUUGGCUCUUUGGAAACAAUGAAAAUUUGCUGAACUCAUCAAAAAUCGUCUCUCUUUUAAAUAUGUGGAAACAACAACUGCAGUCGUUUACUAAUGGCAGUGUAACUGAAAUUUACAUGGUCCUGCCCUAUCUGAGUCCAUUCAUCAAACAAGCAAAAACAAUGCCUGAAUGGAAGCAGUUGAUAUCUGAACUUGUAUUUUAUUUAGAGACAUUAGACAAAAUGUUGCCUCAGCUUUCAAAUUUUGGACAGAACAUUUCUACUCUGUUGAUUAACAAACCUGAAUUGCAAAAAGCAGUACAAGUAUUGUUGGAGUCACCAGAAAUGUUAUCGAGUGUUGUAUAUAACAUGGCCUUGAACGAAUCUCAAAUUACCAAAGCAUUGAUGAGCAUAGCUGGCUCUCAAGACCCAACCAAAGCUAUUUGUCAAGCAAUGGCAACUAUCAAAAUGGCAUCUGUUCCAAAUUCAAAUUUUGACCUCAAUUCCUACUUACAGAAUAUUUGUUCCAUCAAUUUUCUAAAUCUAAAACAGGAAUUCAACCAGUUGUCAAAUGUACGAAAAAAGCGUGAUGCAUCAUCUGCAAAAGCCAUGGACCCCACCAAUCUCCUCAAUCUUGUUAAGUCAGUAUGGGAGAAAUUAUCUGUUUUGACCAAAUCUAACCAGACCAACUUUUGGGAGCCUUUGAACAAGUUAUUGAAAAAUCUGAUUUUACAAAGUUUUUUGUACGAUGAAAAUACAAAAGAGCAUAAAAACAUAUAUAAAAUUAUUUCUCAGAUAUAUGACUCAAUACCAAGUUUCACGAACCAUAGCCAAUCUCCAGUGCAAAGUGUUUUCACAAUGCUUUUAACAAUGAAUGCCACAAGCAUUAAUGAAAUGUAUACUAACUAUCUUGGAGAUGUCUGGAAAGAACGAAGUCUAGAAAAAAGUGUGCUGAAAGUAUUUGAAACUUUCUAUAAAAAUUAUUUUGAUGGUGCCAUGAACCCAUUAAUAAGAGAGUUGUUGAAAGAGAAAAACAUAAGUGUCUCUGGUGCUGACAACUACAUUAAGAAAGUAAUUGGUUUGUUGUGGGAACAGCAAUAUACCAAUAAGUCUAUUAGCCUCCCACCUCCAGCAUUCAAAAUAUGGCAGACAGUAUUGAGUGCAUUCAGUAACUUAACAAGGGAUGGAAAAUUUGUAAUCUCAAAUGGAAAUAGCAGUAUUCUUCAAAAGCAUCUCAUGGACAUGAUGGCUAAAGUACAAAACCAAUUUCAAUACACAGACAUGAGAAACUUCACAAUGCUUUUGUCUAAAGCAUAUAACAUCAGUGAUACAACAGUGGCAUUAUUAUUAAAUAAUACAGAUGUACUGUCAAAGAUUCUCAUGAUGGACUCAAAACUUCAGGAACAUUGUUACAAUGGAACAUUUAACAAGUUUUUAACCAAAGAAGCAUCAAAAUAUAAUAACAUACCAAGUGAAAUACUGAGUAUUAUCAAUUCCACAUUUUGCAGCAAUUUUGACUUUUACUCUGCCCUUGUCAAAUUGUAUGACUCUCAAUAUUUGGAAAAAAAGAUCAAUAGCUUCUUCAAUAACCAAAGUGGUGAAGAUUUUAUGAGGAAAAUUAUUUUAAAUCAAGUAAAAAAUUUGCAAGAUAUAAUUCCAAACUUGUUAGGUUUGCGAUCUAACAUAUCUGUCCCUGAAAUAAUGAACAGUUAUAUAGUCAGCAAUAAUAGUUUUGGUUACAUGCUUAUGAAGAUGUUCUCAGAUAUCCUACCAAUCACAACAGAUAAAAUUGAUAUUGCUGCAUUAAACACAACAGACAUGUGGAAAGUAACUUUAAACCAAUUUCUGGUGCAGUCAUCCUCCACUCAGUUGAUUUUGAAAAGCUUUCUCCAGACUGGAUACUUCGACAUGGAUUCAGUUGUUGCUGGACUAUUUAAACAAUUUGCUACGUUGUUUAAAAUACCACAUGAGUUCCAAUUCCAGCCAGAGAUUGGUUAUAUGCAGGAUGUUGUGAGGAACUUGAAUAAGAGGGAUGCUAUGAGUUCAAUUCUCAAUGAAACCCAUAUUUCCCAUAUCUGUCAUCAAAUUACAUCAAUGCCAUCAGAUUCACCAAUUUCAAAGAAUAUUAGAACAUACAUUCUUAUGAUAGAAGUGACUUUGGAGAUCUUUAACUAUCAAAACAAAAACUUUUCAGAAAUAGAAAACAUCAUAUGUGAUUCAUCUGAUAAAGCUGUUGUCAAUAUAAUUGACUUAGUCCAAAAAUCUGGCUUCUUAAAAUUGUUUUAUAAAGUGAGAUCUAUGAUGCUUAAAAAUGGAAAUGAAACUACUGACUGCAACCACCUUUCCAAAUUAGCCAGCAGUUUUCCUGAACAAUUCUAUAAACAAAUUCACUCACUGAACUCACCAAGCAAGGCAGUCAAAUGUUUACGCAGAAAAAUCCCAAAAUUCAUGCAGUUUAUCAGCCACAUGGAUUUGAUGCUGACAAUAACAGCAGAAAUGUUGGAUCUUGUACAAGAUCCUUUGUUUGAAUCUAUUGUGAACAACAAACAACUGACCGAGUUUAUAGCAGUUAUUUUGAACUCUAUUUUAGAACAAAGAACAGUUAUUGUCAAGCUGUCCCAACUAUUCAUAGACCCUAAACAAGCUGAAAUGUAUCUAAUGAACCAAACAACCCUUUCUCCUGAUAUUAUCAAGACCCUCUUUGAUUCUAGAAUUAAUAUGAAGCUGAUUGAGUUGAUGCAGAAAUCUCCACAAGACGUGCAGGAUUUGAUUUGUACACAUCGCAAUUUAUCUUUCUACAUCGAUUGGCCUGACAGUAAGGUAUCUUUGGAGAAUGUAACUGAGAUCCUAUGUAAGAAUUUGACAACAACAAUAUCUGGACUUAGUGUUUACUUAGAUUUUGUGACAAUUGCUAAAGAGUUAUCCCUUCUGAACCAAACAUUCCGUAUUGAAUUACCAUGGCUCAUGAAUGUCUCUCAAGAAAUGGCAGAUCUUCUUGAAAAUGUCCACAGACUUCUAGCACUGGAAGACUUCCUUUCAUCCUUUGACUUCAAUCAGUUAUCAAGAUUGAUUCCAAAUAUCCAACAAUUAGUUAUUGAUCAAGUUCCCCAAAAGAUUGUUUCAUCCAUUCUUCAUAUCCUUGAUGAUUUCAAGCGUGUCCAAAACACUUCCUUUUCACAAGAAUUCAUUGAUGAUAUAGAGAUUACAAUGAAAGGCAUUCUUGGUUUGGAAGCUGUUGACAGAAUCAUGGCACUUAGUGCUGUAUUCCGAAACUUCUUGAAAUCACCGGAUGUUGUACGAAACUAUUUGAUGAAUAACUUAAACUUACCACAUGAAAUCUCAGAUGCACUGAUUAAUUCCACAGUUUCUCUGGCUCAGUUCAUUAAUUUCCGAAGCAACAAUGUCAAAGAACUAAUGUGCAAGAACAUCAGCCGCAUUAUAACUUUGUCAAAUAACACCAAUGUUACAUACAGGGAAAUUAGUGAUCAUUUAUGUCAUCUAAACACUAAAACUAUCUACAACCUAACACAACUCAUCAUGGAACAAUUAAAUAUUGGUGAAUUUGUUAAACAGUAUGUCUUACUACGUGCUUCAACUUUGCUGAAAUCAACCAACAUAACAGUACCCGUUGCAAAAGAAACAUUUAAAGACAUGUCCAGGACCAGCGCACUUGUAAGAGGAGUUGGAACAGCAUUCAAUGAUAAUGAAAUAUAUAAAAUAUUCUCUAACUUUGACUCAUCUAAAGGCGAUAUGAGCAUGUUUAAAGAGCUUGUACCAGUUAUCUGUGGUCGAAAUGCUUCUCUUAUGUUGGAUGCCGGGGGUGGCCUCAGCAUUUUCAGUACAGCAAAUGAAAUCAAAGGAAAAGAUGGACUCAGUAAAUCACAACGGCGUGAAUACAACUCUCUACCAAACCAAUUUUGUAAGCAGUUAUACAAAGGAAUACUGAAAUCAAACAUGGGAGAAAUAACAUGGAAGUUUUUAAAACCCUUGAUCAGAGGCCAGAUUCUAUACACUCCUAAAAACAAGGUUACAAGUGCCAUCAUUGGAAAAAUGGAGAAGUUUUUCGCUUUCAUCGGUCAACUUCAGAACAUGAGUCAAGAAUGGGCUACAGGUUUACAAGAUGUCUCUGCAAUCCGAGCCAAACUACAGAAUCUAACUGACAUAAUGAAAUACACUGAAACUGAAUUUUUCAAAGACAUGUUGCAUGAUAUGUUUGAUGUAGAAAAGUCAGCACUAAUUGACAGCAUCCACAUGCUUAACUCAAUGGAUGAUAAAACUCUUGGUAAUCUGCGGUUGCUCCUCUCCAAUGUAGUUAAUUAUUCUUCCUGUCUAUCAAAUGACAGAUUCAAAAGUGUGUCAUUUGAUGAACUUGAGAAAGAGGCCUUAAAUCUAAGCAAAAGCAAUGAAUUUCUUGCAGCAAUUAUAUUCCUGGAUACUGAAGAAAUGGAAGAUGAAGAAAAUAGGAGAUCAAAGAGAGAAACUAAACCCAAAAUUCCAAAACACAUAAAAUAUGAAAUACGAAUGAAUGUUGAUUAUAUACCAAUGACUAGAAAACUGAGAGAACAAUACUGGAGGCCUCGUCCAGAAGACAAUUUAGCAACUGAAAUGAAAUAUCUGCAAGGAUUUAUCCAGCUCCAAGAUAUGAUUGACAAAGCAAUUAUAGAGAGUCAUAUGGAAGAAUUUGGAGCCAAUGUUAGCAUACCUGGAGUUCAUUUGAAGCAAUUCCCUUACCCCUGUCACAUGAAGGACGAAUAUCUGCAUAUUGUCAGUAGCUAUUUGCUACCCAUCAUGAUGACUCUGGCUUGGCUGGCAUCACUUGGCUUAGGUAUACGUAAUAUUGUACAAGAUCGAGCUGAAGGACAAGAAGAAGCAUUACGUGUUAUGGGAAUGUAUGGAAUCAUCAGCUGGCUAGCAUGGAUGAUUUCUACAAUGAUCAUUAUGGCUCUAGUGUGCAUCGUUGUCAUCUUCAUUCUGCACUUUAGUACCAUAUUUAUAUUCAGCAACAUACUUCUUAUGUUCCUCUAUUUCCUUACCUUCUGCUUUUCAACAGUCAUGAUGUGUUAUAUGGUCAGUUCAUUCUUCAGCAAUACAACUUUGGCAGUUCUCACUGGACUUAUCUUUUACUUGCUUUCUUAUAUUCCAUACAUUGUUCUACAGUCUCUAAAAAUAGAACUGAGCUUUUACCAAGUAUUACUGGUUUGUCUGUCCUCUACAACAGCCUUUAGUUUUGGCUCUCAGUACUUAUCAAGAUAUGAAGAACAAAUGGUUGGUCUUCAAUGGAAAAACAUUCAUGAAAGUCCAAUGGAAGGAGAUGAUCUAAGUUUCUCAUUUGCAUGCACCAUGAUGGCAAUUGACAGUUUAAUCUAUUUUAUAAUUGGCUGGUACGUCAAAAGCAUCAAGAAAAAGAAGUAUGGCAUUCCUAAACCAUGGUACUUUCCUUUCUUCCCAAAAUACUGGGGUCUUGGAGGGGCCAACUCUUUGAAGCAUUACUCUUCAUCUACAACUGCACCUGACACAUUCUAUUCCUCGGAUGUACUUUAUGAAAACCGUCCUGCAAAAGGACCUGUUGGCAUCUCUUUGAUGAAUUUGUCUAAAAGAUAUGGUAUUGAAACAGCAGUGCAGAAUUUAUCCCUUAAAUUUCACAAAGGUGAGAUAACAACAAUUCUCGGACAAAAUGGAGCUGGAAAAACUACAACAUUUAAUAUGCUAACUGGCUUGAUGGAGUCAACAACUGGUAUUGUAGCAUUCUAUGACUCCGAGAAAGGAAAAAAGAAUAGUUGGCUUGGCAUCUGUCCUCAACAAAAUAUUUUGUUCGAGUACAUGACAACAGAAGAACACAUCCGAUUCUACACCAGUAUUAAAACAGGAUGGCAGGGAAAGAAAUUAGAGAGAGAAGUUCGCUCUAUUUUGAAAGAUGUUGAUCUCCUACAUAUGCGUAAUACACCUGCAAAACAACUCUCUGGUGGAAUGCAAAGACGUCUCUGUGUGGCUUUAGCAUUUGCUGGCAAAUCUAGUAUUGUUGUUCUUGAUGAACCUACAGCUGGUGUAGAUCCAAGUGCAAGACGAAGCAUCUGGGACCUCAUUCUUAAAUAUAAGAAUGACCGAACAGUGAUUAUGUCAACACAUCACUUGGAUGAAGCUGACAUUCUUAGUGACAGAGUUGCUAUUCUUCACAAAGGAAAAUUACUUUGUUGUGGAUCUACACUAUUCUUGAAAAGACAUCUUGGAAAAGGCUAUUGCUUAUCACUCGUGAAAAAUACACCACCACUUUCCGGUUCUGCAAAUUCACUUACAGCAAGUAGUUCCUUUGACACUCAAAAAACACUAGAUUUUAUUUCCAAAUAUAUCCCGGGAUCUGAAAUCUCUGAAAACUUCAGUGAAGAAGCAACUGUUCUUUUGCCUGCAGAUGAAAACAUAAGAGGAAACUUCUCUGCUUUCUUUGAAGAUUUUGAUGACAACCUCAAUAAACUUGGAAUUAAAAGCUAUGGCAUAUCUGACACAACUUUAGAAGAGGUGUUCCUGCAAGCACGUGAACUCUCUAAUGCAGGCUUACCAAUGACUCCUGAAAACAUGAAGUCUACAUUGCUGGAUGAUACUAAAAUGUCUGCAAGAUCUGAAAGUCAUCAGAGUUUAGAUUCCCAAGACAUAAAUGAAUUUAACUCAGUUAUGGACAUUUCAUCAAAAGUGAGCUAUGAACCAAGUAAUUUUAUAGCCUUCCUUACUUUGAUUCAAAAACGUGCCAGUCACUACCGACGCAACUGGAAGAUGGCUAUCUCUGUGAUUUUGCUCCCUUGUAUUUUCUUUGCAAUGGCUGUUGGCUUUUCCAAAAUAACACCCAAAAAUGAUUCCAAACGUCUCCGUCUUUCCCCUGCAUUAUAUGGACCAAACUCUUACAUGUUUUACAAAGAUGAAGUGGGUGAUUCAUAUGGAAAAGAUUUACUAAAGUGGAUCAGUCAUUCACCUGGUGUUGGUACAACAUGUAUGUCAGACACUGCUUCAAAUCUUGAAAAACCAUUUGAAUGUAAACCAGCAGAGACAGUUUUCGAAAGACCCAAAUAUCAGAAAGACCUAAUGAACAAAACUGAAAAAUGUGAAUGUGAAAACUACCGGUUCAAAUGUCCUAAGUAUGCUUCUGGUAUUCCACCAACUCAACUACAACUAAACUCAACAGAUUUUCUUCAAAACCUGAACUCAAAGUCAAUGCCAGUCUCAGAGUACCUAUUAGAAAGCUACAUGAAAUUCAUCAAGAAAAGGUAUGGUGGAUGGACUUAUGAAAGAAAUAGCAACAGCAAAGAUACGAAACAGGUAACUGUGUGGUUCAACAAUAAAGGUCAUCAUUCAAUGCCCGCUUUUCUUAAUGGUUACUCUAAUGCAAUCCUGAGAACAGAAGUAGCAAGGAACAAGUUUGGAAACCCAGAAGAAUAUGGAAUUUCAGUUUUUAACAACCCAAUCCAAUUGUCAGUCAGUACUUUGAAUGAGGAAUCUAUUUUAUUCCAUGCUUCUGAGACAGCCAUCAGUUUGAUUAUCCUACUGGCAAUUAGCUUUAUCCCAGCUGCUUUCAGCAUUUAUUUAGUCAAAGAAAAUGUCAGCUCAGAGAAAUACCUAUUUAUUAUAAGUGGAGUGAAAACUCCUAUCUAUUGGAUGUCUGCAUUCAUCUGGGACUUAAUGGUAUACUGUCUUUCCUUGAUAAUAAUUGUCAUUAUUCUGGCUAUAUUCAAACUGGACAGUUUCUGGAUGCGAGACAAUUUUUCUGCUACUAUUCUUUUAAUUUUCUUAUUUGGAUGGGCUUCCAUACCACUUAUGUACACGUCAGUAAGCUUCUUCAAAGAUCCCACGACAUCGUAUAUGAUUGUUUUCUGUUUUAACAUAUUUUCUGGAUUGUGCACAAGUGUAUGUGUGUUCCUCUUAAGUCUAUUCCAAGGCACACAGGUAUUACAGAACGCUUACCAGAUAUGUAAAUAUGUAUUCUUGAUCUUCCCACAAUUCUCUCUCAGUUAUGGAUUAGUUUCAUUGGGAAACAACCAGCUUCAAACAAGUAUUUUUGCUCACUUUGGAAUGGAUGUAUAUCAAAAUCCAUUUGAAAUGCUGCAUUGGCACAUUAUCUCAUUACUCAUUUGUGGAAUAGUCUUCUUCCUCAUUACCUUAUUCUUAGAAACUCAUAACUAUUGUACACGAAGAGAUAAAACUAUACACACAAGUAUAAUCAAGGAAGACGAAGAUGUACAGCAUGAAAGAAUGCGUGUUGAGAAAAAUAUUGAAAAGCAGGAAAAUUCUAUUUCUAUCUUGAGACUUACAAAAAUGUACCGACAAGGUUUAGAAAGGAUAUUAGCAGUGAACCAGAUUUCUCUUGGAAUAAAGGAAGGAGAGUGUUUUGGACUGCUUGGAGUCAACGGAGCUGGAAAGACAACUACAUUCAAAAUACUGGCAGGACAACUUUCAUCAACAUCUGGAGAUGUUUUCAUUAAAGAUGAAAGUUUAUCCAAGAACAAAAGAAAUGCUAGAAAACUCAUGGGUUACUGCCCACAAGAAGAUGCUCUUGAUUAUUUCUUAACUGGACGAGAACUGCUGUGGUACCAUGCUAGAAUCAGGGGGAUACCAAAAUCAGAAAUAAAUGCUAUUCUCUGCCAAUUGAUAAAUACAUUAAAUCUGGAAAAUUGUGCCAACAAAUUGAUAGGCACUUAUAGUGGUGGAAUGAAGCGGAAAUUGUCCUUUGCUGUUGCAUUGCUGGGAGAGCCACCAAUAGUACUUCUGGAUGAACCAACAGCUGGCAUGGAUCCUGCUGCAAAACGUUUAGUUUGGAACUGUAUCCUUAAAGCAACUGGCAAAGGACAAUCAGUGGUCCUAACAUCUCACAGCAUGCAAGAAUGUGAUGUACUCUGCAACAGGUUGUGUAUCAUGGUCAAUGGACAAUUCAAAUGCAUUGGCAGUCCUCAACACCUCAAGAACAAAUUCAGUAAAGGAUAUUCAUUAAGCAUCAACCUAAAAGAGAUCUUGUCAGAUUCUUCCAAUCUUGAUAAAUAUGUGUUUGAAAAUUUCCCUGGCUCAGAAAAGAAGGAUAGUCACAAUACUACCCUGCAAUACUCUAUCCCUAAGAACACUUCUAAGGUUGCAAGUAUAUUUGAAGUACUGGAAAAAGGAAAGAAUCUCUUUGCUAUUCAAGAUUAUGCUGUAUCACAAACAACAUUGGAUAUGGUCUUUCUGGGUUUUGCAAAGGAGCAAACAGAUGGUUUUGUUGAUGAAAUUGAUGAGGAAGACUAUCCAGCAUAUGCAUAUGACCACAAAGCUUUUAGCCUUGAACCUGAGAUGUUAUACAGUGAUCCAAAGCUAAAAUACACCCAGACUUCUAAUUUAUAAGAAAAACUUCAUUUUAAAUAAUAUUUCUUUUAUUGGCUUUAUACUAUUUCCAUUUUCUUUUCUUAAAAUAUUUCAAGAUACAUCAAAGGAGUAGAAAACAAAAAUUGCCUCCUGUGAUAACUAUACAAAUAACAUAUUCUAAGUUUUCAACUAAUAGAUCUUUUCUCUCAGAACAUUCAGAAAGCAGAUUUGUUAAUAUUAUCUCAAUAAUGGUUAUGUGAGUGCCAAAAAAAAAAGCGCUAAGGUAAACUCACUGUGUGUUUAUGUUUCAACCUUGUAACCAUAUAACUUCUGUCACAUCAUUGAUGUCAUUAACAUCACACAAAUUCAUUUCCCUAUGGGUUUCAGACCUGAUGCCUAUCUAAAAAAAAAAGAAUAGAUAUCUAAGCUAUACAACUGUUGUUUUGCUGUGAUUUCUCUCACUUACUGAAUUAACAGAAAUUAAUUGGAUCUACAGUACAAUCAUCAUUAAAUAUUUGCAUGAUUUGUUCUGCUUUGUAUCCAAACUAUUUAUCAUAAAAAUACCUUAAAAGAGAUAAUAAUUUUAUAAAAACUAACUGGUGUGUUUAGACCAUUUUUUUUACGCCCAUUUUCUUAAAAGCAAAAAAGAAUUUAAAGAUAUUUUUUUAAUUUUCCCAAUGAAAGAUAAGAUGGUAAUAAGGACAUUAACAGAACAAUGAGAAGACCAAGUUGUUGUAGGAAUAUCUCUUCCAUUUCUUUGACUGUAUCUGUAAGUUAAAGAUCAACUGAGUAAAAUGUGUAAAUAUAUCCCUAAUACUUCCUAAAAAUCUAAAGAAUUCUUUCUUGGUAAAAUAUAACCAUAUGAAGCUCAACUAAUUGGCAAAAUCAGUUUUAAAUUGUUGUUGUUAUUUAUUAUUAUCAUUAUUGAUUUCUUUAUAAUAUUAACAAAUAAAUAAACCAUUAUUGUUAUCAUUAUUAUUAUUUUUAUUAUUAUUAUUAUUAUUAUUAUUAUUAUUAUUAUUAUUAUUAUUAUUAUUAUUAUUAUUAUUAUUAUUAUUGUUAUUAUAUUAGAGUGAUGAACUGACAAGAACUAAAGUAACAAAUAAGAUACCUUCAAGUACUUUAGUUCAUUCCUCUACAUUCUAAGUUCAAGUCCCUCCGGUGUCAUAUUUUGCUUCCUUCCUUCCAGGCCAAUAAUUAGUAUAUUAGUCCACUGUACUUCUUCAAUAGAAAUCGGUCUUCAAUCAGUAUAUCACCAUUAAUAUUUUUUACUUCAGUUAUGCCCCUUUAUAUAAUUAAAUAACCUAGACUCCUACAGUAUUUCAUUAUUUCUCUUUUACAUUCUAUUAUAUCCCACUGGAGUCAGCUUUCCCUUUCAUCCUUCCAAGGUUGAUAAAAAUAAAAUAUUUGUACUGCAGUUUAUUUAAUCAACUAACACUUCCCACUAAGUAUGUGACCCUGUGCUUAUGCUAAAAAUCAUUAUUAUUAUCAUCAUUGCUAUUAUUAUUAUUAUUAUUAUUAUUAUUAUAUGGCGGCAAUUUGGUAGAAUCGUUACCAUGCCAGGCAAAAUGCUGAGCAGUGUUUCAUCCAUCUUUACAUUCUUAGUUCAAAUUCCACCAUGGCUGACUUCACCUUUCAUUCCUUAGUGGGUUGAUAAAAUUAGUACCAGCUGAGUACUGGGGUCAAUGUAAUCAACUUGCCCCAAAACUUCAGGCCUUUGCCUAUAGUAGAAAAGAUUAUUAUUAUUAUUAUUAUUAUUAUUAUUAUUAUUAUUAUUAUUAUUAUGAUUAUUAUUAUUAUUAUCAAGCCUUAUUUGCAGACUAUUGCUUAUUGAAUAAGAUAUAAUCAAAGGUAUAGAUAUAAACCUUACACACACACACAUACACACACACAAAUUCCAUGCACAUACUUAUACAGAUAUGGAAACAUUAAUUGCUGCACAAAUACUCACAUACUUAAACAUACAUACUAUAAUUUCUCCUCAUCCAUAGAAAGAUUUUCAUAAUUUUUUUUUUUACACAUUUUUCUUUGUUAUCACUUGUAUCAUUCCUUUUCUUUUGGAUGUACUCCUCAGGUAGCAUUUGAUUGAAUUUAAUCUUUAUUAGUUUCAAGUUUAAUAUUUUAAUUUUAAAAAAUACAAGCUCAAUUAAUAAAAUUAACAAAUUGAUUUGAUUUUUACUUUGAAACAACUUGUAACAUGUCUAAAGAAAUCACAUAAAACAAAAGUGAAAUGAUUCUGAUUAUUAUUAUUAUUAUUAUUAUUAUUAUUAUUAUUAUAUAUUAUUAUUAUUAUUAUACAACAUAUAUUUUUACAAAAAGUACACUUUGAUUCUUGUUUUUUUUUUAUUAUAUGCGUGUUGAAUAAGUUUGUAUAAAUUAUGUAUGAUGAAAAUGAAGUAGGCUGCAGAAGUAUACAAGAGUGGUUGAAUUAUCAAAAAUGUCACAUUUAGCAGAACAAAAUACAUUUAAUUAACUAAAAAACAUUAUAGUUUUCUAAAUAAUGCUAGAGCAUUAAAUUUGAAACACUCUGGUCAAAAUUUGAACUGGCCCUUAUAUAUUUUGAACCUCAUAAAACACAGCAUGCUAUACAAGCUCAUCCAAUAAGAGUCAUGAAACUUGCAGCAGCUUGCAUUUAGAUUCUCUCUAUAUCAAAUAUAUAUAUAUCUAUGUAUAUAUAAGGGUCAAUAAUUUCUGCUAACAGAAAUGGCACUGUGCCAAAGAGAGCAUUCAAAACUAAAUGCGAAAUUAUUAAGUGAAAUUUCCUCUUUUUUUUUUUUUUUCUGCUUCUGAAUUUGAUAUUGCUUAACAUUGGUUGUAAUACCACACAGACAUUUUAACUCAAAUCUAACCAUAUUCUUUGUGAGUUUCUCUAUUAAAUCACUGAAAUUCACUAAAAUAUAUAUAUAUAUAUAUAUAUAUAUAUAUAAUUAUGAAAGCUUUGUUCUGUUAAAGGUUCACAAUAUGAAGCUUUGAAGAGAUCAGUAAAGAUGCUUUUUAUGUAAAAAUCGUCAUACAUUGCCUUACAUUGUCCAGCUGAAUCAAUGCAAUUUCUAAAAGAACUGAUAAUUCUUUAUAUUUUCAUACAAAAAUCUAUGGGUCAACUGCAUAUUUUUAUUGUUUACUUUGAAAUAAAUCCUUGUUUUUUUUAAACAUAAA
Molecule: messenger RNA, 18217 nt
Organism: Octopus bimaculoides (California two-spot octopus)
Lineage: Eukaryota; Metazoa; Mollusca; Cephalopoda; Octopoda; Octopodidae
Biological process (GO): lipid transport; transmembrane transport
Cellular component (GO): membrane; intracellular membrane-bounded organelle
Molecular function (GO): lipid carrier activity; ATP binding; ABC-type transporter activity
Source: RefSeq, a predicted model, not a curated record